Molecule: messenger RNA, 815 nt
Organism: Phlebotomus argentipes
Lineage: Eukaryota; Metazoa; Arthropoda; Insecta; Diptera; Psychodidae
Exons: 3
Coding region: 17-652 (211 amino acids)
Source: RefSeq, a predicted model, not a curated record
GAGCCAACACAAUAAAAUGCAUAGUUCUCAGCAGUGUCAAAUCAGUCGUAGUCCGGAAAAUCAGAGGAAAUCUUCGGAACGAGAAAAGUGGUUAAGUGAAGAAGAAAAAAUGAGUUAUGCUAUAAAAUUCAUUGUGGUCUUUAUGAUUAUUGGAGCAACACUAGCUGAAGAACCCCAAAAAGCCAAGGGAAUCAAGUAUGAAAAAUUCGAAGAAUCUCCCGGAUCGGAAAAGUACCUCAAGCACAAUAUUAAGGCAGAACAAGUGAAUGAAACGGCUUUCAAGAUGUCCGUGGAAAUAGAGCAACUGGAUGACUGGGACAAUGCAUAUGAGGUCGUCAUGUCUAUUCACCACAGUCCGAACAAUGAUGGGAAAUACAAGGAAAUCUUCGCUACACCGAAGGAAAAGAUUUGCGACUACAUGGCAGGAGAAAUCUAUCGUGAUCAUGUUUACCCGCAAUUCAAGGACAUCUCCAAUUUUCCAGCCCCUGGAGACUGUCCAGUUAAGAAGGGAGUCUAUAAAAUAGAAGAACACAUCUUUAACGUCAAUGAAUUGGACUCUUUCGGACAACUUGGUGGAUGGCGUGUGGAUAAUACAUUUUUUAAGGAUGGUGAGAUGAUUUCGGAAAACAAAAUGUACUUCACUGUCUACUAAAUCAAGUAAAUACUAUGUGAACACGUUAUGCUGUGACUAAAUGUGAGUGCCCUCAGAAGUCUGUAUUUAAAGAAUUAGAAAGGUAUUUCUCAAUCUCUCAUGCAAAAGCACAAUGCUAUUAAUAAUGUUACUGAAAGUCUUACAAUAAAGUGUUUAAACUUCA